GCCUUGCCUCUUCUUGGACGAAUUCUGUCCCACAUUAGUCAAUUCUAUGUAGUGUUCUUAUAAUCCAUAUGAUAGUCGAGUUGAAUAUGUGUCUGGAUUUGCAACCACCGCCCCUGCAGAAAGGAGUAGCCGAGUCCCAUGCAGCACCUGUGAAGCAGUGAUCACUGACACCCGACAUCUCGCCUCAAUAGGUACACUGCAUUAUGACUCUAAGUGUCCUGUCUUGCUAUGUGUUAUGAUGUAUAGUGUUGAAGCAAUACAGGCUCCACGCUUUCACUGUGUAAUGGGGCGGAGUGCCAGGCAGCAGCAAGAUGGAUGCUGCAUUUGCCAAAUACUCAAUGAAGGGUGGAAAAGUGCGCAAGUCACAUUUAGAAAAGCUUAUCCUGGAAUCUCCUGAAAAUACAACAGAAGAUAUCCAGUCAGCCUUAAGAGAACUUGUGAGCCCUGGCAGUCCUCAACAGCAAGUCGCAGCCGUGGACAAGCUACUCACUGCAGCUCUGGCCUCUGAAGACUCUGCUGAGGUCUGUACCACAAUAUUCUUAUCAUCUUUAUUGCAGUUGAAGCCAAAGGUGCAACUUAAGAGUAAAAUACUUAAGUGCAUCCCUGCUCUGGCUGCAAGUUACCCAGAGACAUACAGAGAAUGUGCAUUGAAUUUCCUUCAGUCUAGGAUUGCAAGUACAACAGAUGUUUUUAGGCUGGUACAAGGAGUGUCCCUUUUGGUCGAGGAAAGGAACAUUAUAUUGACAGCAGAGAAGGAGGAUAAAACACAGUGUCCCUCAGAAACUGACGACUGGCUCAAGGUGCAGCCUGUCAUCAUCCAGGCCAUCCUGCGAGGGCUGGGACUCCUUUGGAAGCGCAGCCUUGGAGAAUCCUCAACUGUGGAAACCUCCUCAGCUCUCCAGCAAAUGCAGCAGCUGGUGAAGAGCAGCACAUUGCUCUAUCAGCACCAUUAUUGUGCUCAUUUAGAUACUGAUGCUUUGUCCAGGGAGCUGCUGGGUGGAGUGCUGGACACACUGCACCACCCUGCUUGUCCCCUUGACCUCAGAGUUAAUUGUGGUCAACUCUUUAUACUGGUGCACAACCUUGUGUCCAAGGAAAGCCUUUCACUGUUGGUUAAGAAUGUACUUAAUGGAGUAGGACAGUAUGCGGACCUGCCAUGUGUUGGGCAGUUAGCUUUGAUAAAUGGCAUCCUUUGUGUUACUCCCAGCAGAAAUCUAUAUUCUAAGGAAGAUGACUUCUAUCUUGGUAUAGAAGUAAUUCAAGCAUGCCUUAAUUUGGCCUCCAAUACCAGUGAUGGCAACAUUGCCCUUAGUGCAAUAAGGUUAAUUCACCAGUGGACCCUGCGCACUGCAGAGGCACACCUUCGUGGCUUCCUGCUGGAUGAUGCAAAAAGUAAAUUAGAUAUUAUUUCUCCACCAGUGUCAUAUUUAUUAGAAUAUCUUUGGUUAAGCUGGGAUCAUUUCCUAGAUAGUGUAAAACAUACAACCAAAGAAACAUUUUUUAAUCUGUUACGAAUCCUGCAAGGUGUGAAUGAAGAAAAAUGUAAGCAGUAUCUUCUAAAUAUUUGUGCCAGUUUUGUGCCACAGCUGAGUGGCAGGUGGUAUCGCUGCAGUGCUGUGAGCUGUAUGGUGCCAGUGUUGGGAGCUCAUUUCCUCUUAGACUUGUAUCCUUCUCUGCCAUGCACACUGAUCACAUAUCUCAAGGAGCCAAGCAUGGCUAGCCAUGCUUCAGAGUUGAUACAAGCUCUUUUCCUGCAGCACCUCAAAGAAGUGUCACUAAGCCACUGGCAGGAUGUGUGGCUCACAAAUUUUAUUGACCUGUUUUCAAAAGAAAUGCAGCCAUAUGGAUAUGAGUCAUUAUUUAAGAAAUUGUUAUUUGCUUGUCCAGAAAGUCUUGAUACAGCAGUAUACAGACUUGUUCAGUGCUCAGAAAACCCAGAAAGUGAGAAGCUGUGUCUUCUUAUUAUGUGUGUGAAAAUCGGCAGAUAUUCACCACAAUGGAUAACAAAGUGCAAUGACCAGUCGAAACAGUUAGAUACCAACAUGUGGAAAGCUGUGCUGCCCUAUAAAAUCAUUGAAUUGUGCAUCUCUCACCGGGAUGAGUCAGUGCAGGAGGCAGCCUUUAGUCUUUUGUGUGAAAGUCCCAAGUCAACUGAGCUACCAGAAGCUCAGGACCUGGAGUUAAUCCUGGAUUACUGCAGGUACAGUAUUACCUCUCACAGCCCCUCACACAGGCAGCAUUUAGUGAAGAGCAUGAAGAGACUUUUAGUUCGCAUCAAAGAAGGUUCAUUUGCUUUUAUGAAAUCAAAUAAAAUACAGGAAAAAUGUUCUGAUGGAUCAGUAAUCAAUAUUCUGUCAUCAUUCUGCAAUAGAUUGUUUACAAUGAUGACCCAAAGCAUUGGCUUUGGAGCAAAUGCAUCUCGGAAAUCAACAGCAUUGCAAGUACUGGAACUAUUCCAAGAGAUUAUUGUGGAGGGAUGUGGUGAGGCUCUUAAUGUCUGUCACCUUGUACAGCAAGAGACAUACCUUGAUACUCUUCUUUCAGUAUUAGAUGACUCAUUUGAGACCAACAAAGUUAUAGCUCUCAGACUCUUGCUGUCAUGCUUUAAUGAAAAGAUAUUUCAACAUAAGCUGGAAUCUUUGUUUACUGCUGCUCUCAGCCUAGCAUCAUCUUGCAGGCCUCCAGAUUCCCUGACAGCAGCUUAUGUCUUCAAAUUUUUAUGUAAUCAUCCAACUCUUGUUCAAGUAAUUGGUAACUGGACAGCAGAAACUGUCACCUGUGACAGCCCUAGAAGACUUGUGUGUAAACUUUUACUGAAUUAUCUCCAGAAAGAGGUUAAAGUUGCACAGGAGAAUUUACUGAAUGCAGCAGCCUCAGGCCCCAUGUAUGGACUGUUACUCUGCUUAAGAAUGCAGAUUUCUGAUUUGCAUGAGUCAGAAUUCACAAAUUGCCAUUCAGAGUGGGUUCAUAUAAUACAUGAGAUACUGGAAAUGUGUUAUAAAGUAUCUGAUUUGGCAGCUCCAGUAGUGAGAAACUCAUCACCAGAAGGGCAUCUACCAAUGGAUCUGAGUCCAGACAGUCUGGAGUCCCUCAGAGCUGCUCUUCAGGCAUCUCUUGGCAACCAGCAAAGACAAGAAGAGAUCACUUUGUCCCAAGACUGCAGACCUGAAGAACUUGUGAAAGCUCAGGCUAUCAGUGCACAGAUGGUACUGCUGUGUGCCUGGCGCAGUGUGAAGGAAGUGUCUCUGAUAUUUGGAGAACUAAUGCAUCAAGUUCCUCUCUCCUACAAUGGCCCUAGCUUACUUACUAUAAAAGAUAUUGAAGAUAUUGGACAGUAUUUCCUGUCACAGUUAUUAGAAACCAAACAUAGAGGAGCCUUUGAACAGUCUUAUGUUGGCUUUGGUCGGAUUUGUCAGCGUUUAUGGCAGUGUGAAGAAGAAUCGCUCAGAAAACUUCCAGAAAAAUGGCUCAUUGAAGUACUAAACUCCAUACAAGAUAGCAGCGACACACGACUGUGUUCCACUCGUCGUAGUGCAGGAGUUCCUUUCAUAAUACAGGCAGUGCUGUCAUCAGAGCCGAAUGUUUGGGGAGCUGCGUGCCUCAAAAGAACCAUGACCCUCCUUUUGAAAUUGGCAAGUGAAUCCCAGUAUGAAGGAAGUGAUGCCAGGAUCCAUGCCUUCAAUAUUUUAAGGUCAUUGUAUCGAGACACAAGGCUAGGUGAUCACAUAAUAUUGUAUGUAUCUGAUGGAGUGAAGGCUGCCCUAAGAGGAUAUAAAAGUAAUGCUUGGGCUGAACGUAAUGCAGCUUCUCUUCUGUUUGCCUCACUAGUGACACGAAUGUUGGGUGUAAAGCAAACCCAAGAUGACCUCAGCCGCAAGAAUGCAAUGUCUGCUCUUGUGUUCUUUAGGCGAUACCCAGAACUCUUUAAUUUCUUAAAAAAUGAACUGGAUGCUGGUGCUGCCGAGAUUAAAGAAGGAAGAUUGGUUCCUGCAAUAUUCCCCACAUUGCUACUGCUAGCCAGGCUCGCACCAGCACCUCUCGAAGGCCGUACCUCAGCUGUCUCCAUGGCCUCCUUCAGGCCAGCUAUUCUACAGUGUGCUACCUCUUGUGUACUUCAGCUGCGUACCCUUGCCUCACAUGCCCUUGUGCCCCUGGUGGCUCCAAGUCAGCUGUCUCAAGUGGUAGGCCAGCUAUGUCAGAGAGCUGCUUUAAAAGAUCAGAAUAUGCUUCAUGGCUCCCUCCUUUGUCUAUUAAAAUUGCUCAAAAGUUAUAUUGCAAAGGUUGAGAAUGAUGUUAAAGAUAUUGUUCAUAGUAUAUUUCAGAUAGCAUGGUGUGCCACAGAAAACAACCCAUGCUUAGUGACACGUAGUUGUGCUUUAGAACUUUUUGCCUUCUUGGAUGACAAAUGUAUGAUUGACGAGACAUCAGUUGCAUUCAAGAAUGUUCAUUCAGGAGCUAUAUCAUUCAUUCAUGCAGACAGUGUGUUCUUGUCUAGCCAGCCUUGGUUGCCACUUUGCAAGAAACAAGCCACCAGGUUUGUUUUAAGGAGUUCCAUUACUGAUACAUGUGAUCUCCAAGAUAUAUACAAUGGUUUUGUUAACAGUAACUAUUCUGAUGUGCGAGUUUGCACUUUGGAACAUCUAUCAAGCCUUCAGAAUAUUCCUGAUUACAUAUUUGAUAUACUGGAAGAAAGGAUGGAAAGUAAAGAGAAAGAUUCCACUUGUCUCCAGCUAAUUUACCUGAUAAUGAGCAGAGUUGCCCACCAUCAUAGUGAACACCCUCACCUCAUCCCCCUUCUGCUGCACUCUAUCACCAAGGCCAGAGAGGAAGCUUGCUCUGAGCUGCAGGCAGCAGUGAUACACCUUAGCUCAGCUUGCAUGUCCACAUUAUUAUCUGUGACACCUGCCAUGCACAUCCAAGAAGAGUUUGAUCUGUGGUUAGAUGUGAUUGUGGAAUUUUCAGCUAGUGACUGUGACUAUGACAUCCGUGUAGCUGUGGCUGAGGGCCUCACCUCAAUUCUGCCUUAUCUCUUCUCCCAUCCAUGCAUCUCAUCCUUAGCAAGAUUAAAAGCCCUGGAGGUAGUGAUGGUGCAGCUCCAGGAUGACAGCAGUGAGGUGCAAGACAUAGCUGCUGAAGGGACCACUAGCCUUGACACCCAGGAUGUUUGCCUCAAUCCCCCAAGAGCCAAGCAAAAAGUUUGCAGUUUGAUUGGUACCAUUAGAACUCCAGAGGCAUUGUCACUACUUGUAAAAUUAUGCUUGAAGGAAGAUACACCUGAAGACUUUGGGCUUUCACAGGAUGAUGACCGAGUCUUUGACAAAGGGGAAGUAAACAUCUACAAGGAGACCCUGUGGUUGGCCCGAGCAGCAGCACACUCCCUCUCCAAUUGUCUGUCUGUUUAUCCCCUAGUGCCAGACAAACCACUGUUUUUUAGCUAUUUCAUCAUACCACAUAUGUUCACAUCAUUAGAUCACAAUGGGGAUUUCAGUAAGGAUAAAAAAUGUGCAGAUGCUCAAAUCUCUUCUUCCAGAUUAUUGAGUUUGUUAGAACAAGAUAUUCUUUAUUUGUUCAAGUUGGUUGCAGCAGUUACUGAAGAAGCUGUUUAUUGCGUGAGGAAUGCCGAGACAUUACUUGUAAAAUUAGGUUGUCGUUCAACUCUAUUGAAGGUCCUCGCACAGCACCACAAUACUAGGUCUGCUGAUGUAAAUGUUGUGGCAGAAUCUCUGAAGAGGAGCACCAUUAAGGGAACACUUUUGAAUGAGAUCAUCUGUGAUCUCUCAUACAAACAGCCAGAUGAUGUCAAAUGAUGUGCAUUAUACAGCCUUACUUUUUUUUCCAUCUUUUUGGUUGUCAUACAACCUGAAAUUAUUAGCACUUGAUUCAAGCACACUUAUAAGGUGAAAAUGCACAUUUUUCUUAUUAAUUCCAGUGCACAUUGCAUAUUUGAGUGAUUAUCUAUAAAAGUACUUUUACAAUUCUUGUGGUUUUUAAGAUUUUAUACUAAUAUUUGCUAAACAUAAAAUGUACUUAGCACAGACCAGAACACAUUAAACCCACAACUUGAAUGCAUCCACACUCACACCCCAAAGGACACUUGGUACUGAUUUUAUUGUGUCCAUAAGUAAAAUGAAACAGGUGACAGCUUUCAAAGGUUUAAUUAGCAUUACAACACAUGCCUGGUAUGGCAGGGAUGGUGCCCCCUAAUCUGAAGGUCUGGGCACACACCAUGAUGCUGGGAGCAGUGAGGUGCUAAAGCAAUGAAGUUAAUGUUGGAGGCAAUUUUUUUUUAAAUUGGUGAUCCAUUCAUACAUAUGCAAGUGUUGACUCCUCACAGCAAGAGGCUGAAGCUUGGUGUGAAGUUCAACUCAUUAUAUCAUAGAAUUACAAGAACCUGACCUGACUUGAAAAUAUUGUGCAGUAAUAUUUGUUACACUAAAUUAUAGUUUCUCUUUGAGACUUGCAUUUGUUAAAAUGUCAGAAUUCAGAAAGAUAUAUUUUUGCAUAAGUUUGAAUAUACAGUGUAAUAGUAAAUGUAAGGAUGCAGCUAUAGUAGGUGGUAUAGAAAAUUUCUAGUAACAUACCAUAUACCACAGUUUGUACCCUUACUUCAGCAUUCCCUUAUCAAAUUACAGAGUACUUGAUG
Messenger RNA from Scylla paramamosain (green mud crab), 6643 nucleotides. RefSeq names its product tRNA (32-2'-O)-methyltransferase regulator THADA-like (gene THADA). The coding region runs from base 312 to 5807 and encodes 1831 amino acids. The record is from RefSeq and is a predicted model, not a curated record. Gene Ontology annotation, cellular component: cytosol. The transcript is spliced from 10 exons. NCBI's taxonomy places the organism in Eukaryota, Metazoa, Arthropoda, Malacostraca, Decapoda, Portunidae. Gene Ontology annotation, biological process: tRNA methylation.